GGACUCCCUGACUGCGCCAUGGCGGAAGCUGAGGAACAGCCUGCUGACCACUCAAGGGAGGCCAUCAGGAGGAGUGGAUUCGUGUGGCCCCAGAGUGACCAUCUCAGACCUGCAAGGUGUGGAGAAGAAACUGGGUCUCUUGAAGAAUCUACUGAUGACUCUGAGGAAGAAGAGAGUGAAGAGGAACCCAAACUUAAGUAUGAAAGGCUUUCCAAUGGGGUAACUGAAAUCCUUCAGAAGGAUGCUGCUAGCUGCAUGACAGUCCAUGAUAAGUUUUUGGCACUGGGCACACAUUAUGGCAAGGUUUAUUUACUUGAUGUCCAGGGGAACAUCACUCAGAAGUUUGAUGUAAGUCCUGUGAAGGUAAAUCAGGUUAGCCUGGAUGAAAGUGGAGAACACAUGGGCGUGUGUUCGGAGGAUGGCAAGGUGCAAGUGUUUGGACUCUAUUCUGGAGAAGAAUUUCAUGAGACUUUUGACUGUCCCAUUAAAAUCAUUGCUGUGCAUCCGCAUUUUGUGAAAUCCAGCUGCAAGCAGUUUGUGACUGGAGGGAAGAAGUUGCUGCUGUUUGAACGAUCUUGGAUGAGCAGGUGGAAGUCUUCUAUUCUGCAUGAAGGGGAAGGGAACAUAAGGAAUGUGAAGUGGAGAGGCCAUCUGAUUGCUUGGGCCAAUAAUAUGGGUGUGAAGAUUUUUGACAUUACCUCAAAGCAAAGAAUCACCAAUGUGCCCCGGGAUGAUAUAAGUCUUCGCCCAGAUAUGUAUCCCUGCAGCCUCUGCUGGAAGGACAGUGUGACACUGAUUAUCGGCUGGGGGACAUCUGUCAAGAUAUGCUCAGUGAAGGAACGGCAUGCCAGUGAAAUGAGGGACUUGCCAAGUCGAUAUGUUGAAAUAGUGUCGCAGUUUGAAACUGAAUUCUACAUCAGUGGUCUUGCACCUCUCUGUGAUCAGCUUGUUGUGCUUUCCUACGUAAAGGAGGUUUCAGAAAAAACGGAAAGAGAAUACUGUGCCAGGCCCAGGUUGGAUAUUAUCCAGCCACUUUCCGAGACUUGCGAAGAGAUCUCUUCUGAUGCUCUGACCGUGAGAGGCUUUCAGGAAAAUGAAUGUAGAGAUUAUCACUUAGAGUACUCUGAAGGGGAAUCACUCUUCUACAUCGUGAGUCCAAGAGAUGUCGUAGUAGCCAAGGAACGGGACCAAGAUGACCACAUUGACUGGCUCCUUGAAAAGAAGAAAUAUGAAGAAGCUUUGAUGGCAGCUGAAAUUAGUCAAAAGAACAUUAAAAGACAUAAGAUUCUGGACAUUGGCUUGGCAUAUAUAAACCACCUGGUGGAAAAAGGAGAGUAUGACAUAGCAGCACGCAAAUGCCAGAGAAUUCUUGGGAAAAAUGCAGCACUCUGGGAAUAUGAAGUUUAUAAAUUUAAAGAAAUUGGACAGCUUAAGGCUAUUAGUCCUUAUUUGCCAAGAGGGGAUCCAGUUCUGAAACCACUCAUCUAUGAAAUGAUCUUACACGAAUUUUUGGAAACUGAUUAUGAGGGUUUUGCCACUCUGAUCCGAGAAUGGCCCGGAGAUCUGUACAACAAUUCAGUAAUAGUUCAAGCAGUUCGAGAUCACCUGAAGAAAGAUAGUCAGAACAGGACCUUACUUCAAACCCUUGCAGAAUUGUACACCUAUGACAAAAACUAUGGCAACGCUCUGGAGAUAUACUUAACCUUAAGACAUAAGGAUGUUUUCCAGUUGAUUCACAAGCAUAAUCUAUUUAGCUCUAUCAAGGAUAAAAUUGUUUUAUUAAUGGAUUUUGAUUCCGAGAAAGCUGUUGACAUGCUUUUGGACAAUGAAGAUAAAAUUUCAAUAAAAAAGGUAGUGGAAGAGUUAGAAGACAGACCAGAAUUACAGCAUGUGUAUCUGCAUAAGCUUUUCAAGAGAGACCACCAUAAGGGGCAGUGCUACCAUGAAAAACAGAUCAGCCUUUACGCUGAAUACGACCGACCAAACUUACUUCCAUUUCUCCGAGAUAGUACCCACUGCCCACUUGAAAAGGCUCUUGAGAUAUGCCAACAGAGAAACUUUGUGGAAGAGACAGUUUAUCUUCUGAGCCGAAUGGGUAAUAGCCGAAGUGCCCUGAAGAUGAUCAUGGAGGAAUUACAUGAUGUUGAUAAAGCGAUUGAAUUUGCCAAGGAGCAGGACGAUGGAGAGCUCUGGGAAGAUCUGAUUUUAUACUCCAUCGACAAACCACCAUUCAUUACUGGCUUGUUAAACAACAUUGGCACACAUGUUGACCCAAUUCUGCUGAUUCACCGUAUCAAGGAAGGAAUGGAGAUUCCCAAUUUGAGAGAUUCCUUGGUUAAGAUUCUGCAAGAUUACAAUUUACAAAUUCUGCUUCGUGAAGGCUGCAAGAAGAUUCUGGUAGCUGACUCUCUGUCUUUACUGAAGAAAAUGCAUCGUACUCAGAUGAAAGGCAUUCUGGUCGAUGAGGAGAACAUUUGUGAAUCGUGCCUUUCCCCUAUUCUUCCAUCAGACGCAGCUAAGCUCUUCAGUGUGGUGGUCUUCCAUUGCCGGCAUAUGUUCCACAAGGAGUGCCUGCCCGUGCCCAGCAUGACCUCUCCUGCACAGUUCUGCAACAUCUGCAGCGCUAAGCACCGUGGACCAGGAAGUGCCAUUUUGGAGAUGAAAAAAUAGCUUUGUCCCAUUGUCAGUAUCUUCCUCACCACUCUUUUUGAAGAUAGUGUUUGCAACAACAGAAGCAUUUGCUGAGUUUUGUAUGUUUAUGUUAUGCUCAGAAAAACUUUUGUCAUCUUUACCUGUCUACUAGAGUUUUCUCUUUGCAGUUGAUAAAGAUGUUAGAUUUUUCCCCAUCCAUGCAUGAAAUAGUUGGAUUCACAGUCAAUAUUUCAUCAUUUGUUUGGCUCACUCUUUAUUGAGGAAUGGAAACAUCAGUUUGGGAAUUAGAAAUUUUUAAAUCAUAGUAAAAUUGUUCAUUCCUAAAGUGAACUGUCAGGGGUCGUCCCCAGCUGUCUAAGCAUCACCCAUGUUGCUGUCCAGCUAGCUCCUGCUGCGUUGGACCUUGGUCUGUAUGCUCUGCAGUUCUUGCAUCUGAGUUUGUCUUUUUGUAAUGUCAUCAGCUGUUGUUAUUAUGUCAAUAGGUGUUUAAUGAAACAUUGUGCACACUGUCACUUAUUCAGUGGCAUCUGCAUGACAUGAGCAUGCUGAUGUCAUGCAGUUUCAUGUUGACUGAUCACAUGUUCUAUGUAUCCCAAUGACUAGCAGUGGUCCUGGCAGGCACUCAGCAUUUGUUGAUUGAAUAAAUGUUACCUCUCCCCACA
Phyllostomus hastatus (greater spear-nosed bat) is the source of this 3314-nucleotide messenger RNA. RefSeq names its product VPS41 subunit of HOPS complex (gene VPS41). Gene Ontology annotation, biological process: macroautophagy; endosomal vesicle fusion; cellular response to starvation. The transcript has 30 exons. Gene Ontology annotation, cellular component: late endosome; HOPS complex. NCBI's taxonomy places the organism in Eukaryota, Metazoa, Chordata, Mammalia, Chiroptera, Phyllostomidae. The coding region runs from base 19 to 2670 and encodes 883 amino acids. The record is from RefSeq and is a predicted model, not a curated record. Gene Ontology annotation, molecular function: protein binding.